AUGGUUCGCGACCCAGCAGAACGUUUCCUUAGUGGAUUCAUGUUCAUGUGUAGUCCGAAUAAUGUGGUUAAUAACAACUGUGAAGGAUGCAUAGGAGAUGUUAAAUGUGCACUUCGUGCAACACUUGAACAAUCUCAACGAUUUGCGAAUGGAGACCUUUCGGCGGCAACAUACCUCCUUUGGCAUCUUGGACCACAAAACUGGUACGUAAUCUGAAG
Messenger RNA from Strongylus vulgaris, 218 nucleotides. The record is from the annotation of a GenBank genome assembly. Lineage: Eukaryota; Metazoa; Nematoda; Chromadorea; Rhabditida; Strongylidae.